Messenger RNA from Procambarus clarkii (red swamp crayfish), 3484 nucleotides. RefSeq names its product POP1 ribonuclease P/MRP subunit (gene Pop1). Lineage: Eukaryota; Metazoa; Arthropoda; Malacostraca; Decapoda; Cambaridae. Gene Ontology annotation, cellular component: ribonuclease MRP complex; nucleolar ribonuclease P complex. Gene Ontology annotation, biological process: tRNA 5'-leader removal. The record is from RefSeq and is a predicted model, not a curated record.
AAACCUGGAUCCGGGACGAUCCGGGGCUGAGAACGCCCCGAGUGUAAACACUGGCCACACGUGUCUCCCAGGGCUCCCGGGACCAGUCUCAGGAACAGGAACAGUCACAGGAAACGUCGCCGCCCUAAACAUCUACAAGCACCACCUUUACGCAACCUGCAAACACAAUAAAGAAGAAAGGAAAAACCUUAAUAACAAACGCAUCGCGAAGGAGGGCAACAGGAUUGCAGGAAACAAUAAAGGAAAUUGUGGGGUAAUAUGGAUGAGCUUCCCGGGCAAUGUAACUAUCUGUCCCUUGGAGCAGCUAGGAUCCAAGAAAUCAAAGCCAUCAUUUCAAAGCUAGAUAAAUGUGAACAUGGCGGUCGGGCUUUCCAAAAUCUGCCACGUCAUAUGCAGAGAAGAGCAGUGUCAUCGCAUCCAAAGCGCUUGCCAAGAUAUCUUCAAGAAAGACACAAAAGAGAAGGAGGUGCAAAUGUUAAGCCUAGUCACCGUCCUAGAAGAAAGUAUCGUCGCCGACCAUUCAAUUUGUUGGCCGAGUACAACCGACGUCAGAAGGAAUUUGUGUGGUUAGAAACUCACAUAUGGCAUGCCAAGCGCUUCCACAUGAAAAGACUGUGGGGUUAUGCACUUCCAGAAAGUCCUACAUUCAAAGGCUACAGGGCAACCCUACGAGCAGCCACACAGUCCUGUCUUCUCCAGGAUGUGUCUUACUUGUGUUGCAUAGAGUUAAAAGGCCCAAGAACAUCUCUAGUAGCUGGUUUGUCGUGUAUAAUGCAGCCAUCAAGUUUGGUUUUAGUCACCUCUUCACAGGUCCAGCAUGGUCAGAGUUGGACAUCUGUGAUGCUCUUUGAGCCUGGAAGACAGCCGUACGGUGCUCUUGGUGAUGUAGAUAUUUUAUGGCAUCCUACAUCCUCUGAUAUGCCAGAGUGUCAGUCGAAGAAUUCGGCAGUUUGGAUUUGGGUUCACCCAUCUGUUCAUAGUCAAGUUGUAGGCGUCUUAGCACAAGUUUUUCAAUUACUUAAAAUUACGAAUGUAUCUGAAAUUGUUUCAAGAACUGAAAAUUCAAGCUGUGAUAGAAGCAAUGGGAAUGAGGUUGAGUUAAUGGAAGAGGAAGCUGUAGCUGAAACAGGCAAAAUGCUGGAAAAUGUUAGUAGUGAUAAUGUACAAAGUGAAUUACUACCGUCGCCAAAUAAUGAAACGCCUAAAGAAAAGAAUGAGAAAGUUACUGAUGAUUCCAUUAAGGAUCUUAAUAGCAUCAAGGAUGUAAAGCCAGGAAGUGUUACCAAGUUAAAACUUGAAGGGAAGAAUGUCCCCUUUGAACGAACUCCUAAAUAUGCUUCUAAUGAUAAGACUGUGACAAUGACAUUGCUUAAGGACACAAUAAAUAGAUUUCAGCUCACUGGACCCAAAUCUUUCUCUGUCUUAAUGGCUGCACUCUCUCCUGCCAACAUAGCACCUGAAAUUGAAGACAUUGAUGUUGACUCAUCAGAUAAAAGUCAAGACUCUUUGCAUUCUUGGUGGCAACAAUAUUACCACGAUGAAGUCAGAUUACUAUGUCACCAACAACAAGUAAGUGCUUGGAAGAAAUUGGCCUCCUCUCCCCAACCAACACAAGUGGUCUUACCAUUGACAGUUCGAGACCCCAGAGUAACUUUGCCACACAAAAAGAUACCUAUUGCUGCUGUUACAUCUGAACAAACAGAGAAGGUAGAGCAUCCAGACUGGCCAGCAUUCAGUCCGCUGUAUGACAGUAAAGUGAGAGAUAUAGUAUCACAGUCUAAGGAGCCUGACGCCCUCAUCAAUAAACGCAGAUCACAACUUUUAGUACCUGGCUCGGAUAUACCUGAAAGCAUAGAAGAGAUGCGGCUCCCAGUUCUUCUGCUUUCAAGACCACCCACCUCAAGAAAACAAGGUAGCGGUUGGGAUGUUGUAGUGGCUGCAGGUUGGGGCAUGAGUGUUUGGAUGCCACUAAUUUUCUGUGGUGCUGCUGUAGGGGGUCAGCAGGAAUCGGAAAAUCUGAAUAUGGAAAUACUCUCUCCUCUACCUCCUCAUCUUUUGCCAGACACACCAGCUGGGAACUACUAUUCAGCAUGGCUCGGAAAGCAGAAACGUACUCAGUUCUUUAAAAGGCCUCCUGCAAAUAGAUAUAAUUUCAUAAAAUUGGGUGUUCAGUAUCCAUUCUGUGCACCAUGGAGAAAGCUUUUGCAAGAAUGGGAACCUGGUACCCAAGAUAUCUAUGUUCUCAGAGACAUAAGGCUUGUGAAUGGGUUAUGUCACAUGAUUGGGGAUGCCAUUAAAAAGUUCAGGAAACGUGCAUCUAAGAGAAAGGCAACUAACAACUUGGAAGAUAUUCCUCACAAGAAGUUGCAGACAUGUAAAUCUGAGGGAAAUAUUUAUGAUUUGAGUGUUUUUUCUAGUGAUGAUGGUGCAAGUAAAGAUUCAGAAGUUAUUAAGAAACCCUUAACUGAAUCCCACAAUUACAGUGAACAAUUCCAUGAAUUGCUUUCACAACGCUGCAGUCUUGAGGAAUUUCAAAAACUGAAUUAUGGCUGCUUGGUAACAGUGAAGCUAAUAUUGCAAUAUAAAGGAAUUCUUGAACCAUAUGCCAUGAUCUGCCUUCCACAUGAAGAUGAUAUAGAAGCUAGAGACAAGUUAAUGAUGCCAACUAAUAAGAAGGAAAGCAUCUUAGAGUUCCCACACGAUGAUACGCAAGUUGACAAGAGAACUAAACUGAAGGAGGAACAUGCCAAAAUUAAGGGAAGACUCCAACGUUUGAGGCGUAAAGCGAAGUUAAAACUGACGAUGGAAAAAGACAUAGUUGCCAUGGCAGGAAGCAGCGGGAGUAUGGAAAAGGCAACUACUGAUGCACUUAUUAAAGUGAAUGAAGAAAAUAAGGUGAUCCUUGCCAAAUACUCUUCAUUCCAAGAAGAGAUGGAAAAUGCAUGGUUAAUGGAAACGAAUAAGCCAUUACAGUGCUGUUCACGCAAGAUAAUGGGUUACGUUAUAAAUGGUAACUUUUGCCAAACUUUAGGAAGAGGUGCAGGUAUUGGUUGGGUUGCUCUUAAACCACUUUUAGAAUUUUUUCAAGUAUGUAAAAAAAUAAAUGAAAAAUUUGUUGAAAGUAAUAAUGACUCAGAAACUCAUGAUAGAAUCAGAAUAGAUAAUGAAUUCCAAAUAGACAACAAAUGGAAGUAUUCAGUGUUAGUAAGGAAUCCAUCUGGUCUACAAUACCACUGGGCAAAACUCUUAAUAGUUAACCACUAACAGUGAGAUAAGAUGAUUGGUUCUUAGUAUCGCAUCUUUAAAUAUUAAAUAAAACAUUAAAAAUGUUUUAAAGAAACCUCUUUACUGAAAAUGUCUUACAGAAAUGUAUAAUUCCUUUGAAUGAGGAUUAAGAAUUUAUUGUACAGUAUCUUAAAUUAAUGUUAAAUGUAAAGAGAGAGUAGGUGGAGCAUCUGACUUAAUAAACACAACUUGAAUUUUG